This is a messenger RNA of Paramecium sonneborni, 3884 nucleotides long. Lineage: Eukaryota; Ciliophora; Oligohymenophorea; Peniculida; Parameciidae. The record is from the annotation of a GenBank genome assembly.
AUGGAAUCAUAUCAGGAAAUGAAUAGUGUGAUGAUGGAAAUUUUAUUGCAUAUGAUGGAUGUUUUAAUUGUUAAUAUUAAUGUUAAAAAUAAUGCACAAAAUGUAUUAAAGGAGAGUGUUUUGAAUGUGCUACUUUAGGAUGGGAAAUAAAUCCAAAUGUAAUACCAUUUGAAUGUUAAGAAAUCUGUGGAGAUAGGAUAAUUGUUGGAAAUGAAUAUUGUGAUCAUGGAGUUGGAAUUUAUUAAAAUGAUUGCGUAAAUUGUAAAUUUGAAUGUAAAGGAGCAUGUUCUUCAUGUGAUUAUAUUAAUAGAAAAUGUAUAGAUUGUGAACUUAUUGGAUUCAAACCAUUAGCUUAUUUUUGUAUUAAUAUUUGUGGAGAUGGUUUAGUGGUAUCACAUCCAUAUGGGUUUUCAGAAGAAUGUGAUGAUGGUAAUACAUUCAAUAAUGAUGGAUGCAAUAGUAAUUGUCAAUUUGAAUGUUAUUAAGGAUCAAAGUGUAAAAUUUGUAGAUAUGGUAAUUGUUUAGAAUGUGUGACUGGAUAUAAUUUGGUAGAUGACUUAUGUGUUGUAAAUUAAGAUCCAUCUUGUAAUGAUAAUUUUAUAUUACCAUAUAAAGGAUGUUAAAAUUUUAAACCUAUGUGUCAAACUUCUUGUGAAUAAUGUGAUAUGUUUGGAAAAGGUUGUUUGAAUUGUAAAACUGGUUACAAAAUAAUUGAUUAUUUAUGUUAUUCUAUUUGUGGUGAUAAUAUAGUCACUAUUGAUGAAUAAUGUGACGAUGGUAAUAUUCUAUAUGGUGAUGGAUGUCAUUAAUGUCAAUUUUCAUGCUCACAUACUUGCAUUGAUUGUAUUAAAGGACGAUGUUAGGAAUGUAUAGAUGGUUUUGAAUUGUAUUUAUAUCAAUGUAAACCUAUUUCACUUCAAUUAAACAAUUGUUAAUUAUUAUGUGAUUCUAAUUGUUUGAUAUGUCAAUGCGGAAUUUGUUAGGUUUGUUCAAAUGGAUAUUAUUUAUCUUAGAAUAAUGAAUUUUGUAUUCAAUAAUCUACAUUCUUAAGUUAAUUUAUUGAUUAUUGUAAAAUUUAGAUAGACUAUACUUGUUUAGUAUGUCAAGAUUUAGCUUAUUUAGAUUAAUUUAAAUAGAUAUGUGUAAUUAUGUCAAAUAGUUGUGUGAAGAAUUGUCAAUUAUGUAUUGAGGAUUAUUGCAUAUAAUGUUAAUCAGGAUAUUAUGGAACUAAAUGUUUACCUUAACUUGGAGAAGGUAUAAUAAUUGGGGAAGACAUAUGUUAUAGUUCAGGAACACAAAUUUUAAAUGAUAAUUUUGAAUGUAAUCAUAAUUGUGAUAAAAAUUGUCUAAAUUGUUAUAAUGGAAGAUGUUAUUUAUGUUAGAAUAGAAGUUAUUUAUUUAAUAAUUAAUGCAUUUAAGAGCAUUUUCUUGAAAUUACAUAUGUGAAAGAUGGAUAUGCUCAAUGUGGAGACUCAAUACUAGGUAUGAAUGAAUAAUGUGAUGAUGGUAACAAUUAUAUAUUUGAUGGUUGUUAUGAUUGCAAAUAUUAAUGUGAUUAAUUUUGUGAAUAAUGCAUAUUUGGCAUCUGUACUUCUUGUAUUCAAGGUUUAAUUUUAAAUUCAAAUAAUAUCUGUGAGCCAUUAUGUGGAGAUAAUUUAGUUAUUCCAUAUUCUAAUGAAUAAUGUGAUGAUAUAAAUAACAGUAAUUGUGUAAAUUGUCAUUAUUAAUGCCAAUAAUAUUGUGUAGAUUGUAAUCUACUUUAAUGCUUUUAAUGUCAAAUUGGAUUUUAAGUCAACAUGAAUGAAUGUUAACCAUUUUGUGGAGAUGGAAUUGUUAUUAAUAAUUUUGAAAAUUGUGAUGAUGGUAAUGAUAUUCAAUUUGACGGAUGCUACAACUGUGAAUUUUAAUGUACAUAAUACUGUUCUAUAUGCAAUGAAGGUAUUUGCUCUGAAUGUAUAGAAAAUUAUCAAUUAGUUGAUAAUUCAUGUAAUCAAAUAUCUAAUAAUGAAGAAUAAGAAAAUCCUAAUGAUAAUGGAAAUACAGAUGAAAAUAGUAAUAUUGAUGAAAGUGGAAAUACAGAUGAAAAUGGUAAUACAACUAAUGACAAUAUAGAUGAGUAGAAUGAUGAAAAUAAUAAAUAUCCUAAUGAUAAUGAUAAAGGUAGUGCUGAUACAUAAAAUUCUAAAAAUAAUACGAACUCUAAUGGAAAGUCUGAUUCAACUAAUAAUUCUAUUAAUAAUAAUAAAACAAAUUCAAAUAAUCCGAACAUAAAUUAAGGAUUAUUAGAAUAAAAAAAUGAACCAAUAUUAUUUGAAAUGGCUUGUAGAAAUAAUGAAUGUGUAUUUUCUUAAAAACCACGUAUGCUACUUGUUUAUAUUAAUUAAAUAUUUUCUCAGUAGACUAUUCAUAUUAAAUUUGAUCAAGAAGUAAAAUUAGAUUAGACAACGUAAAUAAAUAAUCAAAUGUUUACUAUAACAAUCGCAAAUUUAAAUACUCAGGAUUAUAAAAUCAUAGUAGAGUCUCUUAAAGACAUAUCAUCUGAUUUACAAUUUAUUGAAUAUCAAGUGAUUAUAGAUAUAUUUGUAUAACUUGAAUCUAAACCAAAUCUAAUAGUUUAACUUGAUCAAGAAAUUACUAACUAAAAUAAUCAAACAAUUUCAAAUAAUAAUCAAACCAUAUUGCUUGAAAUACCUAAAAUUCUCUCUCAAAAAAACAAGCAAACCUCAAUAACUAUGUAAAAGUCCAAUAAAGGUUUUAUUAUAGGUGCUCUUUCAAUUGCAUCAAUUUCCUUACUUUCCGGAGAAAGCUCUAUAUUCAUUGAAACCUUCAAUGUACUUUAGUAUCAAUCGUAUUUUAAAUUUAUCAAUGUUGAUUAUCCUGAAAAUCUUUUCCUUUACUUUGAAGCUUAGGAUAUGCUAUCAGUGUAAUCUUAUAUAAAUUUCCUUCAGAUUGAUGAUUUUUUGAAAUUCAUCACAGGAUAUUAGAAUUAAACUUAAAUCUAAUUAGUUGGAAAAUUUGAAUUGUAUAAUAUAGAAAUUGAUCUUUUGACUAAUAUUUUCCCUUAAAUUUUUUAAUGUUUUUUGAUGGUAGCAUUUUUUGCUUGUGCUGGAAAAUUGUUUUAAUUAUAUCUUAAAUUAAGGGCAUAUAAAAAUUUUUUAUAGAUUCUCAAUUCCACAAAAUCUAAAAUCCUUACUCCUAUCCUAUCCUCAAUACUUAUGAUAAGUUACAACAUUAAAUUAUUUAUUAAAAUGAGAUACUUUUCUUCAUAAAAUUCAAUCAGAUAGCUUAUUUAAUUAAAUGCAUGGGAUUUGAUUUUUAAAAUAUUCUUAUCUAUUCAAAACCAUCCUAUUAACAAUUUUAGAAAUGUAAUUUCAAACCUAAUAUCAUUUCUAAUUUUAAUCACUUUUAUCAAUUUCAUUCUGAAAUCAAUUCAAUCCUAAUUAAAAAAUAAAAAUAUCAAAAAAAAAUCUGACAUUUAGUUUAUCACUUUAGAUAUGGUAAGGACAUCAAUAUUCCAUUUUGUUUUAGUAUUCUUCUAAAAAUAAUAAAUGUUAUAAAGUUUGCUUAUUUUUAUAAUCAAUUUAAGUUAAUGUUUGGUUAUUUUCAAAUACAAGUAAUGUUCAAAAGCAGAAAAAUAUGUAUCUUUGAUAAUUGAAGGAAUAUUAUCAAUAUUUACUCUGACAUUGAUUUGUUAUACGAAAACUGCUGAAAUGUAUCUUUCACCCUAAAAUAUUAUAACUUUAGGUUUUAUUCAUAUGUAUUUAUUGCUUUCCACUUUGCUAAUCGUUUUUAUAAAGCAAUUAAUACCUCAGGUUCUAAAGAUUUCUUAAUUAAAAUGCAAAAACAAUUAAGAAAAACGUGCUAGCAAUUUAUUAUUUUUUUGA